Athene cunicularia (burrowing owl) is the source of this 2237-nucleotide messenger RNA. It is a transcript of the gene TIPIN, whose product is annotated as TIMELESS interacting protein. The coding region runs from base 585 to 1442 and encodes 285 amino acids. Gene Ontology annotation, cellular component: nucleus; replication fork protection complex. Gene Ontology annotation, molecular function: DNA binding. The record is from RefSeq and is a predicted model, not a curated record. The transcript has 9 exons. Gene Ontology annotation, biological process: DNA replication checkpoint signaling; replication fork processing; replication fork arrest. NCBI's taxonomy places the organism in Eukaryota, Metazoa, Chordata, Aves, Strigiformes, Strigidae.
GCUGCCCACCCGCCCUGCCCGGGACAGGAGCCUGCGGCAGCCCGGGGAGGCGUGGGGCGGUUCGGAGCUGUCUCCCCUGAGAACGCGGGCGAGGAGCCCUCUUCGGCCCGCUUCUCGCCGGUGGGAGGGGGAGAGCCCGCGCGCCUCGGGGCUGCUGUGGCGGUGUGAGGGCAGCGGGGCCCGUGUGGCGCCCGGCGGGUUGGAGCUCUGAGGUCUGGCUCUGGAGACCCUGGCCAGCUCUCUUUCGACUCCCUCAGCCUCCGUGGGAGUCUGGCAGCCCGGAGGGAGCUCGCUCCCCUCCGAAGGUCAGUGUAGACGGGGCUGCUUCGCGUGUCCUCUCGUUACUAAAGCCGUCUGAGAAAUGGCUUCUUCCUUAAACAAGAGCUCUUGAAGCCUCGGGAACGCGGCCGUGGUGAGGCCGGGUCAUCCUGAACCCAAUUGUGCGGGUGUGCUAAAGUCUCUGGAAUUAGCUUCGUUUAAGGAGCUGGAAAAGGGGAAUCCUCCUCCAGACUGCGUUUCUAAGUGGUGACCCGUAGCUGCUACUCCCAGGUAACUUGGGAAGGGAAGAAAGCUCAUCUGUGGCAAUGACAGAUCCUUCAGAGAUCAACUUGUUUGACCUUCCUGAUUACGAGAAUACAGAAGAUGAAACGUUCCCACCUCUUCCUCCUCCUGCCUCUCCAGGAAGAGAUGAUGUUGAAUGGGCUCAAGCUAAUGGAGAACCAGAUGGAAACCAGCAGUCACAAACAAAGGAUUCUGCUGUAGCUACACGGAAGUCACUUAAAAGACCAAUACCUAAACUAGAUGCCCAGAGGUUAAUUUCAGAAAGAGGACUUCCGGCUCUAAGACACAUGUUUGACAAUGUAAAAUUCAAGGGUAAAGGACAUGAGGCGGAGGACCUGAAAACACUCAUACAACAUAUGGAACACUGGGCUCAUAGACUAUUUCCAAAAUUGCAAUUUGAGGAUUUUGUUGACCGAGUCGAGUCUUUGGGAAGCAAAAAGGAAGUUCAGACCUGCCUAAAGCGGAUUAGACUUGAUCUUCCUAUUUUACAUGAAGACUUUGCAAGUAACGAAGUAGAUGGUGAAAGGAAAAGCAAUGGACUGGAUACAGCCACUGAAGAUGUACAUUCCUGCUCUGGAAAUGCAGAAGAACUCAAUUCUCUGCCUGCUACAACUGCUACAACUCUCACAGAAGAGCAACAACAGAGAAUCAAGAAGAACAGGCAGUUGGCCUUGGAACGCAGGCAAGCAAAGAUGCAGUGGAACAGCCAGUCACAACACAAUGAACUCUCUGCUAGUUACUCAGAAGAGGAGUUUAAUACCACAGUUGCUCAGGAUCCUGCUGACAUUAUCAAAGACGCUCAAGUUACCGCAACCAGGGUUGGUGUUCCGGAAGCUGAAGCUGAAGAUACAGAAUUGGAAUAUGCCAGUGAAAACCAGUAGCCAUUGCCCAUACUUGGAAUCCUUCCUUUACUGAAAGAACCCACUACUUUAAGUACUAUCUCACUAUGCUGCAGUGUUGCUGGCUCUGCACUCUGACGCUAGAAGCUUCCUGGAAGUCUUCCCGGUGACCUGUAUAGAGUUGGACAGAACUCUUGGAACUGCAGAUGAGCAACUUUCUCCACUGGAAAACAGAAAUUCUCUAUCUGCAUUUGAGACAUCUUUUCCAUCUCCCCCAACAUUCUUUAGGAAAUGUUAAUGAGUUUUGAAUUUUGCUUACAAUUGAUGGCAAACUCUGUUAACUGGGAUAUUAACAGGUAAAGUUUCUAUUAAAGUUGUGUUGUUUGGGUUUUUUAAAUAGAGGGUAUAUAUAAUGGUGGGUAGUGCUGUGUCUGAAAAGGUAUCCUGGAUUUUUUUAACUUAUCAAGUACCUCUCUCUUAUAAAAUUGAAGCUAUUAAUUUCAGCAGUCUGGUUUUCAGGUUUUUUUCAGGUUUUUCUGUUAAAACUACAGGCCCUCUAACCCCCCCUCCCUUGUGCUAGUCAGACAUCUCUUUGCAGACAAGUACAUCCCCUUAGAGGAACAUGCUCUGGUUUUGACCAAAUUAGUUCCCUUCCUUUAGCUGAUUUGUUUCUGGCUUGAGGUUCUGCUUCAUCCUCUUCUCUCACUCUUGCUUUUCCUUGCACAAUUGCUUUUCCCUUCUAUGGAACAAAGAAGAAUCACCUGAAGAGUGAAGCCCUGAGCCUGCCCUCUUCAGUAGCACAGGGUAGACAAUGCAAUCCAGACAAACUGGAUUUCU